UCGGAUCUCUCCCUAGAUGUUUCUGGACCUUAGAUAGAUAAGAUUGCGACGUUUUUUGGCUUCUGGCUAAAUUAGGGAUAAGAUCAAACUGUUUGCUUGUCCCCGUGUGCUGAUUAAUUGGAGCCAAGAAACCAUUAGAGCGUUGAGGGGGAGCGAGCCAGCAGCGGCCUGAUUGUUCCUCGGCCCUUCAUCAACUGGGGUUGUUGAAUUCUUUAGGCAGGGGCCUGCCCAUGGCCGAGGAUCAAUCUGGCCCGCCGGCAGCGGACGGGGUGGUGGUGGCGAUGAAGGGCCAUCCGGGGUCAGGCAAGUCUACGGUGGCUCGUGCCAUCGCCUCCGCGCUCCGAUGCCCGCUCCUUGACAAGGACGACGUGCGGGACUGCACCCUGCACCUCGAGCACGCUGCCGCCGGCAGCAGCAUCCUCAACGACCUCUCCUACGCCGUGCUCUGGAGGUUGGCCGAGAGGCAGCUCCGGCUUGGCCUGUCCAUCGUCGUCGACUCCCCACUGUCGCGUCGAGCCCAUCUCGAUGCUCUGGCCCGCUUGCCUGCUGCACUUGUUAUCAUUGUGGAAUGCCGGCCAGGCAACCAAGAUGAAUGGCGCCGCAGGCUGGAGGAGCGUGGAGGUGUCUUGGCCGAUGAUGGAUGGCAUAAGCCCAAGACGUGGGCCGACCUAGAAAGGCUUGUGGAAGGGUACCAAGGUUGCACAAACUAUGACAUUGGGGAUGUGCCGAGGAUCGUUGUGGAUACAACGGACCCAACGGUCAGCACAGAGGCAAUCGCUGUCAGGGUUGUGGAUUUUAUUAGGCCUCUUCUAGCCCAUGCGCAUUAGAUAUGUUAUAAUAGCUGUCCACCAACGUUUUGGUGAAGACAAGGUUCAAAUGUUUUCUGUCAGCAGCAAAAUAGAGGAUAAGUUAAGUUUCAGAUCAGAAUUUCAUGGCAGAAUGUUAAAAUGAUGUAUAUUGUAUUGUAUAGGAUUGGAAGUGCAUCUGUUUAACUUUUUCA
Messenger RNA from Triticum urartu, 1000 nucleotides. RefSeq lists its product as uncharacterized. Lineage: Eukaryota; Viridiplantae; Streptophyta; Magnoliopsida; Poales; Poaceae. The record is from RefSeq and is a predicted model, not a curated record.